UGUUACCGAGGAUAGGGAGGGACUCGCAGAUGCUCUUCAUGAGGAGUAGAGCAAUACAUCAGCGACUCCAACGCGGUGCCAAAUGUUUUUAAUUCGGUUUCUGCGCCCGUUUCCCGCAGGAUGCCAUUUGGAAGAGAGAGAAAAAAAUGCGCAUAUGAAAUAAACGUGGGUGGGAUCCCUUCUGCGUUGGACACUGGAUCUAUGAUAACGAAACUGCGAGCUGCAUUUGCAGAAAUGUUGGAAAAUGUGUCUGUAUGCUGAGCAAACCGGAUGGGCUUUACUGAGGGAAAUAGCGCCGGUGUGAAUGAACGCUUUGUCCUUUGCGUCUUUUUUCAAGCCCUCGUUCUCUACCCGAGAGGAUUGUAUCCGCAUUUCCCCUCAAAUGGUGUUAUUUUCAUGUUCAUGCACUAAAUACGACGAUAUCGGACUGUUUUUACCUCAGUCGCUGUGUUUCCUUCCUCUGAGGUGACCCGACGUGAGGUGAAAAGUCUGACUGGACCUCCUUCAGAAGUAAACCAUCAACAUUUCUGGAUUGUUCGAGGAUUCCUCUUUCUAACUCUGUUUUCGGAGGCUAAUAAUUCUAGUUAUGGAUUAAAUCGUCUUUAUUAAUCGUCAGUGCUGAAGCGAAAGCCUGUUGUGGGAUUUCAAAUGAAAGCUCGUUUGAUUCGAGGGAGCCGUUUGAAAUUAAGAACCGUUAAAAAAUUUCCGUUAUUUCCCGCCACAUUCUGCAUUCGAAUGAGAUUCCCUUCUUAAUCAAUACAUUCAUCGUUUUAUGUAUAUUAUAAAAUAGAUUUAUCCCAGUGAGAAUAUUGUUACGAGACUCUGGACCCAGAGGAGGAGAUUUAGACAUCAUCUAUCGGAAGAUCUUGGACAUUUCUGUGCUGCUCUGAACUUGGGAGGCGUUUGGAUGCUCCAGGACGGAGGUGUCAUUACUGCAGUUUCCCAGAAGCCCUUGAAAAGACAAGCUAUGCCCUUUUGAGAUGACUGACACUGGAACAAACUUCAUAUCUGGACCAGGAAGCUGAUGAAUCAUGGAGAGGCUGGUGUUUUAUGUGCUGGUGUUCGGUGCUCUGGUGAAGGCUCAGCAUUGCCCGGGUCGCUGCAUCUGUCAGACCAUCUCGCCCACGCUCACGCUCCUCUGUGCCAAGACCGGCCUGCUGUUCGUGCCGCCGUCCAUCGACCGCAAGACCGUGGAGCUCCGGCUGACCGACAACUUCAUCACGGCCAUCCGCCGGAAAGACUUCGUGAACAUGACGAGUCUGGUGCACCUCACGCUGUCACGCAACACCAUCAGCCAGAUCACCCCGCACUCCUUCGUGGGUUUGAAGUCCCUCCGAGCGUUACACAUGGACGGAAACCGGCUGACGGUCAUCACCAGCGACCAGCUGAAGGGUUUGGUCAACCUGAGACACCUCAUCCUGGGCAACAAUCAGAUUCACCACGUCGAGCCGACGUCCUUCGACGAGUUCGUGUCCACCAUCGAGGACUUGGACUUGUCCUACAACAACCUGAGGACGUUACCCUGGGAGGCGAUCGCCCGGAUGACCACCAUCAACACGUUAACGCUGGACCACAAUCUGAUCGACCACGUCGACGUCGGGACCUUCACGCUCCUCACGAAGCUGGUGCGCCUGGACAUGACAUCCAACCGUCUCCAGACGCUCCCGCCGGACACGCUGUUCCAACACGCGCAAGUCCUGUCGGAUCCCAAGACGUCCAGCUCCAACAAGCUAGCCGUGAGUUUCGGCGGAAACCCUCUCCACUGUAACUGCGAGUUGCUCUGGUUGCGCCGCCUGACGAGAGAGGACGAUCUAGAGACCUGUGCCUCUCCGGAGCACCUGAUGGACAAGUAUUUCUGGUCCAUUCAGGAAGAGGAGUUCAUCUGCGAGCCGCCGCUCAUCACCAAACACCAGGUCACCAAACCCUACGUCAUGGAGGGUCAAGGCGUCACGCUGAAGUGCAAGGCGAUGGGCGACCCCGAUCCCGCUAUCCACUGGCGCUUUCCCGACGGAAAGUUGGUGCAUAACAACUCCCGCACGAUCCUGUACGACAACGGCACCCUAGACAUCCUGAUCACCACGCUCAAAGACAGCGGCGCCUUCAACUGUGUCGCCUCCAACGCCGCGGGAAUCGCCACGGCUGCCGUCGAGGUCAACAUGAUCCCGCUCCCGCUGUUCGUCAACAACACGGGUCACAUGAGGGAGGCGGAUCCGGGCCUCUCCGACAUCACCACGUCCACCAAAUCCGGCAGCAACGACACCAAGCCGCAGAACAAGAGGGUUGUGGUGGAAAACCUGACCGCCAACUCCGCCGUGAUCCACUGGCCCUCCGAACGCCACAUCCCCGGCAUCCGGAUGUAUCAGAUCCAGUAUAACAGCACCAUAGACGACACCCUGGUGUACAGGAUGAUUCCCUCGGCGAGUAAGACGUUCAAGAUCAACGAUCUGGCGGCGGGUCGAGAGUACGAGCUGUGUGUGUUGGCGGUGUACGACGACGGCAUCACGUCUCUGACGGCCACGCGCGUGGUGGGGUGUGUUCAGUUCCACACGGCGGCGGAGGCGGGUCACUGUCGCUUCGUCCCCAGUCAGUUCCUCGGCGGGACCAUGAUCAUCAUCAUCGGCGGCAUCAUCGUGGCGUCCGUGCUCGUCUUCAUCAUCAUCCUCAUGAUCCGAUAUAAGGCGUACAGCGGCACCGACGGGGCCAAGGCCAAAGCGCAGCCAGACACGAGUGUGAGCAUGCACUCGCAGACGAACGGGAGCAGACCGGCGCGGUCCGGGGCGAAGCAUCGCAGCGAGGAGUGUCCCGAGUCUCCCGGCGGGAAGGACUGCAAGGCGCUGGUUCUCCUGAAGAUGGACGAGACUCAGGAGGAGCUGAAGGUGGACCUCCCGCCGAUGUGCUCGGAGAAAGCGGCGCCGGCGUCCCGACGGGCGAGUGUGUGCGGGCCGCCCUCGGACGACACGCACACGGACAGCAGCCUCACGGGGUCCACCAUGUCCCUGUGUCUGAUCGGGCCCGGAUCCGGCCCGGGCCCGGCCGAACCCCCGCGGAAGGGCCCGCUAGCCAACAUGGGACUCCUACCCAGCGAGCUGGCCCGGACUCGGCACCGCUUCUCCUUCGACGGAGACUAUGCUCUGUUCCAGAGCCACAGUUACCCGCGCCGGGCUCGAACCCGGCGGCACAAGUCCACCACUCACCUGAACACUGACGCGUCGCCGCCCUGCAGUCGCAGGGUCACGUUCAGCAGCACAGAGUGGAUGUUGGAGAGUACGGUGUGACACACUGAGAGAAACAUUAACGGCACGUGCACACACAUGUUUUACGUUUUGACGUUGUUGCUGUAACACACGUGCGAUACGCGACACUGCUCCGAAACCUAGUGAGCCGUCCAUCCGUCCGCAAAACUGACUUACAGGAUGCGUUAAAUUGCUCAAAAGUUACAGUAAAGACAUUUUUUAUCAUUUGCCAAUAAAUUCGUUACUUUGAACUUGCUUUUAAUCAAAGAAUCGUACAAAAAUGGUAGCGCUUUACAAUAAGGUUCAUUUAUUAAACAUUGGUUAAUGUAUUGUAUCCAGCUGUUCAUGGUAGUUCACAAUGCGUUAACUAAUGUUAACAAGAUUUUAAGAUUCAAACAUUGAAGAAGUAUUGUCCAACUAAUGUGUUACCUAAAAAAUUACAUGCGUCAGUUUCCACAAUACUGUGAUAAAGUGAUAAUAAUCAUGUUUCUUGAUCAUCAGAUACAGUGAUUUCUGUAGGAUCAUGUGACACUGAAGACUAGAGUCAUGAUGAUGAAAAUUCAGCUUUGAACACAGGAAAAAUAUAGAAUUCACAUAGAAAAUAGAUAUUUUGAAUAGUAAAUAUUUUUACUGAAUUUUUGAUCAAAUAAAUGCAGCCUUGGUGAGCAUAUAAAAUUGUAGAGACCCCAAACUUUUGAAAGCUCGUUUAUAUUAAUCAUUCCAGUGGUUCUGAAGUGGUUUUACAUUAAAAAAUUGUUUUUCAUCUAUUUUGAAUCAUACAAAAUUGUAUUUUAAUUCUUCGCACCAGUGAUUCACCACUAAUGUAUUUAAUGUCACCUGGGUCGCAUUUGCUUUACAUUAUCAGUAUUGCUCAUAUUUUUUCAAAAUGUAGUUAUUAGUGGUACGUCCACUCACAUUCUUAUAUGAUUUAUGAAGUUUAUAAGCAAACAGGCUAAAAAAAAGUUGAUUUUAAAUUACUAUAGUGGUAUUAUAGUUAUCAUUUUUAUAUUUUCA
Molecule: messenger RNA, 4247 nt
Organism: Pimephales promelas (fathead minnow)
Lineage: Eukaryota; Metazoa; Chordata; Actinopteri; Cypriniformes; Leuciscidae
Gene: lrfn1
Product: leucine rich repeat and fibronectin type III domain containing 1
Molecular function (GO): protein binding
Source: RefSeq, a predicted model, not a curated record